Messenger RNA from Ctenopharyngodon idella (grass carp), 1817 nucleotides. RefSeq names its product gastrula zinc finger protein XlCGF8.2DB-like. Gene Ontology annotation, molecular function: DNA-binding transcription factor activity; RNA polymerase II cis-regulatory region sequence-specific DNA binding. The coding region runs from base 100 to 1227 and encodes 375 amino acids. Gene Ontology annotation, biological process: regulation of transcription by RNA polymerase II. Lineage: Eukaryota; Metazoa; Chordata; Actinopteri; Cypriniformes; Xenocyprididae. The record is from RefSeq and is a predicted model, not a curated record. The transcript has 2 exons.
GUCCACCCAACAGUUCACCUCCUGUGAACCUUCUCCCUAUGACAUUUCAACAAUAAAAGCUGGAAUGUUCCCAUCAGCCUACAAGUGAAGAGAGAGUUUAUGAAAAAAAACUUUGAGAACAUGAGUGAUUCAAAACCCUGCAAAAUGAAACAUAAAGAUACUGAAGAACAAAAAGUCCUGGUGAAAGAGAAUGAAGAACUGAGUGAAGUGGAGGUAAAAAAUCAUCAUGUCAAAACUGGAGAAAAAUCUUGCUCACAGACUAAAAGUAAAUUUUUAUUGGAAAAAAGAGCCAAAAAAUCUUUCACCUGCCCUCAGUGUGGAAAGAGUUACACAUUAAAAGGAAGCCUUAGGGAUCACAUGAAAAUCCACACUGGAAAGAAUUUGCACACAUGUGAUCAGUGCGGGAAAAGUUUCACAAAAAAAGGAACCCUUAAGGAUCACAUGAAAAUCCACAGCGGAGAGAAGCCUCACACAUGUGAUCAGUGCGGAAAGAGUUUCACAUUAAAGGGAACACUUACGGAUCACGUGAAAAUCCACAGCGGAGAGAGGCCGCACACGUGUGAUCAGUGUGGGAUGAGUUUCACGAAAAAAGGAUCACUUAAAGAACACAUGACAAUCCACACUGGAGAGAAGCCACACAUAUGUGAUCAGUGUGGGAAGAGUUUCAGAAAGGCAUGCACUUUUAAAAUACACCUGCGUUGUCAUUCUGGAGAAAGACCAUUUAACUGUGAUCAGUGUGGUAAAAACUUUUUUAGGGCAGAUGCGCUGAAGGACCACAUGAAAGUUCACACACAGGAGAAGCCUUACACGUGUACUUUGUGUGGAAAGAGCUUUAGUCAGUCAGGUACUCUAAAUUUACACCAGAAAAGGCACAAUGGUGUGAAGGAUCAUAUGUGCUUUGAUUGUGGGAAGACUUUUGUUAGAGAUGCUGAACUGAAAAAGCACCAGAGAAUUCACAGUGAAGAAAAACCUUACAAGUGUUCACUCUGUGACAAGAGAUUCAAAUGGUCAGAAUAUCUAAGAAUACAUGAGAAGAUCCACACCGCAGAAAAACCUUACAAGUGUUCACACUGUGACAAGAGAUUCAAAUGGUCAGAUUAUCUGAAAAAACAUGAGAGGAUCCACACUGGAGUGAAGCCGUAUCACUGCCCUCCAUGUGGGAAGAGUUUCAGUCAAUUAUCUUCUUUACGCAGUCAUACAAAAAACAAAUGUCUGAAAUCACAAUAAGUAGUUCACCUUCAGAUCCAGCGCAUUCAUACUGCGUCCUCACCAAACAAGACCCAAUAAUGCAUAGAGCAAUAAAAUCUGUCUCUUCUAUAUAAAUCUGCCCCAACCAGCUGCAAGAAGUGACAACACAUCAAAACAUCAUCCGAGUUCAGACCAGCGGUUUCAAGUGUGAAAUUAACAUCAACCCCAUGAUGGUAUUUCUCCAAAAUAAACAAUAUCUAAAAAAUAUCUUUAUUAUGAAUUUUGUUCAAUUUAUAUUCUAAUUUCUUAUCCAUAUGUAUCACUAUUGAGGGCUUUUCACACAUCAUUCUAAACACCCCGGGUAAAGGAACGUUUCACACUUGUAAUUUAGCACUGCUAUUUACCCAAGGUUAUGAAACCCUGCUCCGAAGCAGGUUUAGCACUGCUUUUGGGCUGUUAACCCCGCAUUGUGGUGCCAGUUUGAAACAAUGCAAUGUUAGCAACGGACAACUAAUAACAUGCCUCAUAUUCAUGUGAUUUGGACAUUCAUGGAAACACCACGUUAUAUAAACAGUAGUUUCAGUUUGAGGGGGGAAAUAUCAAACGAAUAAAAAAAUGCGACAAUUGGA